AAUGCGUCGCGAGGUGAACCUGCCGUCGCAGCAGCAGCAGCAGCAGCGAUGGGACGAGCUCAGAGGAAUGACAGCCUGUGCAGGAAUCUAGGCUGAAACUGUGCAUCCCGUCGCAGAGGGAGACGGCGGCGCUCGGCACCGGGACAACUAUGUGAUAUUUUGUCCGUCUUGAGAUAUAUAUAUUUUUUUAAAUUUAUUUAAUCCACACUAAUGUGAAGAAUGGAUCCUGUGAAGUGGGCGCUGAAGACACGGCGGUGUCCUCUGGGUGUAGCGGUGCUCCGUGUCAAACUCGACUGUGGAUGUGCGGGAAUGCUGCCUCUCCGUGUGGGACGGUGAAAUAAUGUGCAGCAGAUAUAGGGAGCGGGUGUGAGUGGAGGAGAUAAAGGGAAUAAUUACCUCUCUGACCGAAGACUGUGAGCGGAACCGACGCUCACUCUCAACACAUUGGAGACUUUCUGCUGAACUGUUUUAUAGGUACACUUCUUCUUCUUUUUUUUUGCAUGUCGUUACACAGUCGCACCACGUGAACCUUUAAUCCGCACAUGCAUUAAUGUCCAAUCACGCAAUCUGAUAAUUGAACCGAGUCUAUUGCGGAUUAAACGGACACAGCAGCUCUGAGCGUCACAUCUGAUCUGCCAUUUGUCGUUUUUAAAUGUCCAUCUUAAGUUAGAUUUUUCAGGGGCAAUUUAAACGCCAUCUGGAUGAAGCUGAUGAGGAUAUUUCAGGCCAGGAAUUAGCCUUUAAUAUAAUAAAGAAUUACCCAAAGGGAAAUGCGACGCUAAAAUGUAACAUUAGUAGGUGUUUCUUUAGUUCAUUAUUUAUAAUCAACCUGAACCUUUUACGCACACCUCUCCACUGGAUGCAUGUUGCCUGAAGGUGAAGUCUAUUCUAUUUUCUUUUUCUUUUUUUUGCUUGGAGCUCAUUGACGAGGCAGUAACUUGUAUCUCUGCUGCAUGAAAACACGAAAUGCACGGAUAAGGAGAGUUAUUGCCAAUGCGCUCGUUUGUUGAAGUUGCUUUUUACGCACCGAAAAGCAUGCGCUCCACAAAUAUGAAGACAGUGUAAGCCUCCACUUCUUCUACUCCUGUGUUGAAUCACAGAUGCAUGGCUUUUUAUGACACUUGUUUUUCUUUUUUUUUUUGAUACCCAUAAGCAUUUUUGAGGGGUUGAUCUGACGAGGAACCGCCUGUGGUGAUUUCCCUGCUGUUUCCAUGCGUCUGUCUUCUCCUUCAGACCUCUGGACGUCGUUGUGGAUUGUGUUGCUGUUUAAAGCAAUGGGCUGCAUCCAGAGUAUCAGGUGUAAACCCAAGAGUUUCCGAGACAGUGUCAUCGUCCUGGAGGUGAACACCUCCAUCGAUUCAAACCCCACCAGCAUCGACGAGUCAAACAGCGUGGUGCUGCGUUACCGGACACCGCACUUCCGCGCUCAUGCCCAAGUCCUGGUGCCGCCGGUGUCCUGUCAGGAGACGUGGACCAUCGGGUGGAUUCAAGCGUGCAACCACAUGGAGUUCUUCAAUACAUAUGGAAACAAAGGGAUGUCGAGUUGGGAGCUCCCGGACCUGCGCGACGGCAAGAUCCAGGCCAUCAGCGACUCAGACGGCGUUAACUACCCAUGGUAUGGCAACACCACGGAGACCUGCACUGUUGUGGGCCCCACCAAGAGGGACAGCAAAUUCACCGUUAGUAUGAAUGACAAUUUCUACCCCAGCGUGACGUGGAGUGUGCCAGUCAGUGACAGCAACGUGCCUCAGCUUAGCAGCAUCCACCGUGACCAGAGCUUUACGACCUGGUUGGUGGCCAUCAACCAGGCCAACUCAGAGACUGUCGUUCUGCAGACAAUCCGCUGGAGGAUGCGGCUCCACAUCAAAGUGGACCCCGACAAGCCUCUGGGUCAGCGGGCUGUUCUGAACGAGCCUGUGAUCCAAGAACAGCCCCAGAUCCUCGGCAAGAACGAGUCCAUCGCCUCUAAUGCCAUGGUCAAGCCCAACGCCAAUGAUGCCCAGGUGCUCAUGUGGCGGCCAAAGAAUGGUGACCCGGUGGUGGUCAUCCCACCAAAAUACUGACCUGCUCACUGACCAGGCUGGCCUUGGAUACUUCACCAGUAUCAUGUUAUUUGUUCUGUUUGGUUUUUGUAUUCCUGCUCUUCACCAGCUCUCACCGCUUUAGCCCUUCAUUGACUUUCAUUUCUCUUCUGUUUUUGUCUCCAAUGUUUGAAAUCGAGUGACAGAGAGAAAACAGGAGACAAAGCUCUGAGGAAAAAAAAGACCAGCUGAGUGGGAGCGAGUUGAAAAUACGUUUCGAACUGGAGUGAACAAAACUGCAACCAUUCUACCUUCAAACUCGGUCGGGUCGGGUCUCACUGUGCUAAAUUAGGACAUUUUUAAAAGAAUGAAGAAUCUUUUUAUUUUAUUUUAUAUUUUUGGCUGUGCAGGUCAAGUGAAGGGUUUCUGAGAGUGGGUGGAUCAUAGUAUUUACAUGCUACAUACCUGGAUAUGCACAAAUGCUGUGUUCAAAUUCCAGUUGUAUUUUUUUAUUUAUGGUUGGGAGAGUGCAUCUAACUUUUUUUGUUGUCGUUGCCGUCAUGUGUGUCACACGGCGAGUUACAUUGAGUGACUAGACUUCAGUACUUAAAAAAAAAGAAGAAGAAAAACAUGCAAGACAUUCAAUCCAUGCUGCCUUAAUUAAGUUAUCACUUUCCACCGCAAACAUUUUCGCCUUAAACAAAAGUGCAGCGCAGUAUUUUGCUCAUUUGUUGCAUUUUGUUCAGACUGUUGGUGCUGGCACGUGUGGGUUUAGGACGGGAUUAACACCACGGAAGGAGAAGCGGAUUGGAAAUUUGGGAUUUUGUGUUGCAGCUGCAUUUACCUCACACAUGUUUCGCCUAACAGCAAACACACAUUACAUACAACCAGCGCCGUGCGCACACACAGUCACGAUACCAGGCUAAUUCAUUGUUUUUCCAAGUGCAUUAUGCAACAGAGACGCCGCUCUGUGCAGAGGACACCCGUGAGGCCCACUCCUGUCACUCAGUACAUUGAACUACACGUGCAAUAACAACCUGAGUAAAAGACACUGAAAAGCACACUCAAGCUCAUUUUACUUCACUUGAUUCUCUUUCGUAGCAGCUGUAGUGUUCAUCAUCCGUUCUCGCUAUCGCGCCAUCUCAGGGCCCAUUUUGACUUCCUUCUGUACUACUUCUUCAUCCAUCUUGUCUUAUACCUACUCUUUUUUGCCACAGUGAGUGAACGUUCAUGUCGCUCUCACACCAAAGUGUCAAUACUGAAAGAAUGAAUUAGCAGUCACAGACUGGGGGACUUUACUUUUAGCAACCACAAUAUAAAAGUCCUUUGACAAUCAUACACGUUUAUAUACGAUUGUAUUGUCGUUGAAUCAGUGACACCACUUUUCCAACAGCAUAAAAACCAAAAUCCCUCUUCUCACUCUCCACUUUUGUGUGUGUGUUGUCGAGGCUGAAAAAUAGAGGAGGAGUCAUGCGAGUCUGCUCCUAACUGCUUGGUCAGUGCAUAGAUGACCCAAUCCUGCUUCUUUAACCCGCUGGAAAAAAAAAGACGUGAGGCCAGCAAACGUGAGCCUCACACACAUGUAUUCUCUAAACUAAACUGAGCUGUGGUCAGCUAAAUACUAAUAUUAACUGAAUGAAUGUAUAUUUAAACCGUAAUCUUUGAACAUGGCUUCAGCUGCAGAAAAAGAGACCCAAAAAACCAAACUACAACCUGAAUUUAAACGUUUUUUUCCACUUAAAGAAGCUAUAAUUCCCUUGGGGCUCUACUCAAAACAACUAAAUCACAGUCUGUUUAUUUCACAAAGACGUAUGAGCUGCUCAUUCAGUUUAUUAAUGAUUCCUCUCCAGCGAGUGAACAAAGCCUUCGUGUUCUUUUUAGAAAAGGAUCUGUAUGUAACAGCAUAUACUCAGAAUACCGACUACACAAACUACUGUUGAAUACUGAUGUAUUAAAACAUGAAAUAUGGAGAUUCAUAUUUAACCACAAAUAGCAUGGUGUAGAAUCUAACAAACUGACUCGAUUUCUAUUAACAAGUCAAACACUCCACACAUGUACAAAGGUCAAAUUAGUUUUGGUCCAAACUGUAGCUCAAAGGUCAAAUCCAUUCACGCCAUUGUUAUAUAUUAUUUAUAAUUACAUUUUCAGCCAGUACAUGGCUCCAUCAAACACUGUGCAUGUGUAGCCGUGAUGACCUGCACUCUGUGGCUGAAUCACAGGGCAUCGUGGUGGUGGUGGGAGUGGGAGUGGGAGAAAAGACACAAAAGGCUGGUUGGGGACUCCUCAUAGUUAAAUCUGCAGUGACACACUUACACGAUGAACUAAACGGUGCCGAGUUGUGCUGUGCAACAGAGUUGAAGUGAGGUCAAAUAGCAAAGGUCAGGGGUCAACAUAUCUGAAGUUGCAACAGCCGUAAACUGACCUGAAUUGAGACGAGAGGCUGUGGGAGAAUGAAUGUGGGGGUGAAAACAAACUGAGUCACUUUAGAAAACAUGUUUGUAUCGUUGACGGCAGCUAGUCUUCAAGCUGGACUACAUGUAAUGUAUUUAAACCUCGACAUGGCCCGAGUGGCCCGCAUUCUCAACGCAUGUACGUGUGUUUACAUGGAAGUGUAUGUGUGUAAAAUCCCAUAGAGGGGGAUUUAGAACGCACACUUAGGUCGUUUUCACACCUAAUAGUCCGCUAGACUCGGUACGAUUGGGGACUCGGUUCAAUUCGGGUGUUGCAACAUUCAACCGGUCCAAGUUUGAUUUCACACUGAACUCUAGUGAAAUGAAUAAUGUAUUCACUGCAUCAAGAAUUACUGAAGAAGAAGACAAGAAAACGUGCUCAUCUAUUGUGUUUCUGCCAUCGGUCUUGGUCUUUUAUUUUUGUUUUAACGCAAACAUACUACACAUCUACGCUGCAACAAUGGGCUCAGCCACUUCACCCGGCUAUCACUCUACGCGCACAUGUUUUGGUUGCGUUGUACCCACAAUGCCCUGCAUUGGAGUCUGCUUCCUGCAUUUGGUUUGCUUGAAGCGAACCGAGACCUACGUUUGAGCAAACAAACUAGGAUCCGAUAAAGAAGGGCUGGUGCGAAUGCACCCUUAGAUGAGAGGAUGAGUUUCGCUGAUGCAUUUCUCCUCGUCAUAAACACACAAACGUCCCAAGACAGAAAGGCACGAGCCCGCUGUAGCGUGUGAUUGUCACAGAGGUGUCACAUUGGCAGUGUGAAGUCAUUUAUCAGUGUUGCACGUGGAGCGCCUGAACACAUGCACUUGCUACAAAGCCAUAUGCACAAGCACACCUGUCUACUGACAAACGUGGUAAUAUAUGCAUCUCCUCAUUUUUUUUUUUUUUUUGAUAAACUAGAGUGAGGACAUUUUUAUAUGAACGAGAAAUGGAGGUAUACUGAGGAUGGAGUGGCUGCCAGACAACUAUCAGCGGUGUCUGACGUUAGGAAAAGGGCACUAAUCGUCUUCUCUAUUGACGCCUCAGACACUUCAAUAAAAGGUAUAUGUGCUUCCUUAGGUGAGGCACAGAAAAACAAAGCGCUGCAUUGUUUGCUGUACAGAGGAAGUGCCAAAAUUGGAUCGCGCCAAAACUAUGCACUAUUAACGUUUUCGGUAAGUUGUGAAUUCAGAAACCUCUUUGCACUUGAUAACAGUAAACCCAUUUAAAGCUGUUUCUCGAAUCAGCAACCACUCCCUAGCAUAAUUGUAUUUCCAGAUUAACGAGACACUGUGUGUUGUAGUUUUCUGCGCGUGCGGCUGUGCCAAGCGAUCAAAAGCCUCCUCUCCUAAACCCACACCAUUACAGUUCUUCUGAGGGCUGCUACCUUUGCUUCGGCUCUUUAUGCAUUUUUUUUUUAAACCACUGUGACACCCCUUUAUUUAAACCAAUAAAACCUCCCAAGAUCACAGGAUCACCUGCGUGAAUUUCCUGGCCUUUUAUUUUUUAGUUCCAUCCAAUGAAAAACCUCAAUGGCCCACACAUCAGUUUAUCUUCACAUUGUUCACACCUUAUUUCAGGAAUUACACAUCAGCAUUUGAAAUAUACACAACACGGUGUAUUACACAUACAUGUACUCUGAGCGGAUUUGUGUGUUUCUCAUUUUGUUUGGUUUGCUUUGUGGAAUUACAGCACUGAAAUAAUUCAAGCAGUGUGUGUGUGCGUGUGUGUGUGUGUGUGUGUGUGUGUGUGUGUGUGUGUGUGUGUGUGUGUUAUGUUCAGCUUUGCCUUUUACUCCAAUACUUGAAAAAUGGGUACGUUCUGGCAAAUAUUUAAGACUGUGAUAAUGCACAUUGGGGCAAGAACCCCAGAAUAAUAUACAAAACA
Molecule: messenger RNA, 6341 nt
Organism: Solea solea (common sole)
Lineage: Eukaryota; Metazoa; Chordata; Actinopteri; Pleuronectiformes; Soleidae
Gene: fam78ab
Product: family with sequence similarity 78 member Ab
Exons: 2
Coding region: 1212-2063 (283 amino acids)
Source: RefSeq, a predicted model, not a curated record